AUGAGUGAAAAGUCCAUCACCGAGCGCCGGCCGUCGGAUAGCGAGACUGAUACCGAAUCAUGUCAACUCAAACAGUACGAGGGUGGUCGCGAAGCAUGGCUAACUGUGGCUGGCUCUGCACUCGUCUAUUAUGCCUCUUUCGGCAUAAUGAAUAGCUUUGGGUUCUUCCAGAACUAUUACACCGUGGUGUUCCUCAAAGACACACCUGCGACUACUAUUGCCUUCUGUGGCACACUUCAGAUGUUCCUCAUGAACUCACUUGCAGCCGUCUCAGGAGCACUAUGUGAUCGCUAUGGCGUCAAGUGGCUGUAUCUGGGCUCAGGUUUUGGCACCAUUUUUGCCCUCAUGUUGCUGUCCUUCGUCCAGGCUGGACAGUUCUGGUCAAUCUUCCUGAUUCAAGGGAUGCUUCUGGGUUUCACCAUUGCAUUCGGCAUACAACCUGCCAUCACGGUUGUUGGACAACACUUCAAUGCCCGAAGAUCUCUUGCUAUGGGUGUAGUGUCCACAGGUGCUGCACUGGGUGGAAUUGGAUUUCCACUUAUGCUAGAAAAGCUUGUCCCGACCGUCGGAUUUGCGAACGCCGUUCGACUGGCAGCGCUCAAAAUUGGCAUCUGCUACUCUUUGGCUUUGUGCAUGUCAAAAAGCAAGCCACAAGGGCAAGAUGGACGUCGCGCCGCCCUCAUUGAUUUCCGUGGGUUCCUCGACAUCCGCUACACCAUACUUUGUGCUGGCACUUUCUUCGCGAUCCUUGGAUUAUGGAUUCCUUCAUACUACAUCAAAACAUACGCAAACGUCGUUUUCCCGGGUAACAGUAUCAGCGAGUACUUUCUAUGCAUCAUGAAUGCUUGCAGCAUCGUUGGUGGAAGCCUGGGAGGAUUUCUAGCCGAUCGUGUUGGACGCCUCAACUUCCUUUGGCCAAUGGGUCUUCUUGGUGGAUUCCUCUGCCUCUUCCUCUGGCUAUUGGGUGACACCAUAGGCAUUCUUGUGGGAUUCGUCGGUCUCUACGGUUUCGCUGCCAGCAAUAUCAACGCGCUGCCGGCAUCGGCCGUGGGACAAAUCACGCCCGAUGGCAGCCUUGGAGCACGAAUUGGGGCUUUCUACAGCGUCAUCGCUGUUGCUAGCUUGGUUGGAACUCCUAUCGGAGGAGCUUUGAUCACAGACAAGGACACAAAAGAUGGCUAUCGAUGGUUGAUAGUCUUCUCGGAAUACUUGAAUUGA
This is a messenger RNA of Parastagonospora nodorum SN15, 1218 nucleotides long. RefSeq lists its product as hypothetical. Gene Ontology annotation, biological process: transmembrane transport. NCBI's taxonomy places the organism in Eukaryota, Fungi, Ascomycota, Dothideomycetes, Pleosporales, Phaeosphaeriaceae. The record is from RefSeq and is a predicted model, not a curated record. Gene Ontology annotation, cellular component: fungal-type vacuole membrane. Gene Ontology annotation, molecular function: transmembrane transporter activity. The transcript is spliced from 6 exons. Bases 1 to 1218 code for a protein of 405 amino acids.